UACUUUUUUUUUGCUAUGGCGAUUACGGAACUUAUUUUCCCCAAGCUAAAGCUUGACCAGGCCCUGCUCAAAACGUUUGCCGAGACACUCCCAGCCGCCGCAAAAGAAACAUUCUCAGGCAUUCCGGGCUUAACAAGUUACUACAGGGGAAAAGUCAUUGAAGCACGGAAUGUUUCACAGGCAACAGACCUUGAUCACAGUGGUUUAACUAUGGUUUUAGAAUGGGACAAAAUAUCGUCAUUCAAUACAUUCUGGGCCUCGGAAGGAUUUGCAGCAUUUCGAUCGGUAAUGAAACCGUUUAUGCUUAGCCCAGUCUCUCCAGAAUUAUAUUACUCCGAAAUUGCAGACUCUGGCAACACGACUGCCUGCAGAUACACACAAUAUAUUAAAGUGGAUGGCGGACACAGCGAGAAUAAAAGUGUAGAGAGUUCAUGGGAGAAGUUGACUCAGGAGAUUGGAAUUGAUACCAAGUCUUUCCAUGCUUGGGGUAUCCAGGAAAGUGAUGGCGCAUUUAUGGGAAUGAAUGGCUGGAGUAGUCUUGAGGAUUCUGAUCAUGACCUCUUCAGUCGUCUAGAUCGGAUUGAAGGGCUUUUGCUAGAAGCAAAGUCUCAUCGUUCCGCUGCAACCAAAUCUCACCUCGCUGAUCAGCCGUAUGCUCCCCUAGAUUACCAAUUUCCAACCUUAUCUAGCCGUUUGGCGGAGAAUCAACUUUGUGGAGAGACUGAAAACUCGGAUGUCGUUGUCUUCGGCUUUGACCUUCACUGUCUCUCAAGUUUUCGCACCAAGGAGUUCCACCAAGCGCUUCUGCCCCUCCGUGUCAACGAUUUUGAGGAGAGCUUGGAACAGGAGCUCAAAGAGGACCUGUUCCAAAAAACCCUUGAUACGGCCCUCACGUUACUUAUCUUGGCCCUCGGAUCCAUGUCAACAGACAGCCAAAAUAUGUCAUAUGAUCCAGCGACCACUCCGGGGCUUGAUUACUUCCGCGCCGCCUGCCAGAUUGUUGACGGCGACCGGAAGUCCAACUACACAUUACAACAUGUCCAAUGCCAUAUCCUUAUGAGUGUCUAUUUCCAGAGCUGCCUCCUACCAAUUCAGGCCUUUGAAUCGAUCAGGGUGGCUUCCGAAAAGAUCGUUCUACUUCUCCAAAUGCGUAAGCGCAUCGCCUCUGAUAGGUCCGACAGCGAGGAGCCUGGCUUCUACGGAUUUCUGGCUUGCAUUGCAUUGUGUCGAAUUGUUGCCAGAGCCCGAAACGGCAUCUCUUGGAAUAGGGUUAUGCUUAAAGAACCUGUCAUCGUUCGCGAAAUCAUUCUGCAAUUGUCUAAAUGGUACGCUACCUUGCCUCCACCUAUCAAAUUCCCUCUGCUGGACCUUUGCCAAGCCGGUGUUUUCUCCAAUGGUACACUUCUUGACACACAACAAGCCCAACUUCGUGCAAAGUUCUUUUCUACUCAUGCUCUUUUGCACUGGCCAAACGUUGUACUUUUGCUGGAAAUACAAUCUCCUACCACGCGACAGGCUGAUGAUCAAGUCAACCACGAUUCAUCGCACAUCCUAAACGGCGCAGCUAAGGCCCUCGAGUUCGCCACCAUGUCCAUUUACGCGUUUGAGUCUUUAUAUUCGAACCCCAACCUUCUUAUGGAAUCAAAUGGUGGUACCUUUUACGCUAUUAUGAUACUUCUACUAUCCGUUUAUAGAGGUUAUAUUUAUUAUCAAGAGGGUCAGUAAAGCUGCAAUAGCUAGGUCAGAGGAAGGCUACGCCCCAGCCCUUGGGCUAUCCGUUUAUAAUGACCCAUCACUGAAGAUGGUGCAGCAUCUAAGAACGAUGGAGGCUCUAUGUUCAGGUUGGCAUCUCUUGAGGUAUUAGCCUGAUAAGCCAGCAGCUAAGAGUGGCCGGGAGAAGGUGGAACGACUGUUUAGAGAAAAGGGAAUCAGGCUACCUACCUAACAUAGGAAUGCGGAGAACAUAGAGCUUGCUAGAGAACUUCAGAAUGUGUUGGAACUUGAUGUUCCUGGCUAGACUCGUGAUGAAUAAAUUGCCCUAGCUGUUCGUG
Messenger RNA from Trichoderma harzianum CBS 226.95, 2051 nucleotides. RefSeq lists its product as hypothetical. Lineage: Eukaryota; Fungi; Ascomycota; Sordariomycetes; Hypocreales; Hypocreaceae. The transcript has 5 exons. Bases 16 to 1725 code for a protein of 569 amino acids. The record is from RefSeq and is a predicted model, not a curated record.